GCUUCGGCCGGGCGCUCGGACCAGACGGGCAGGGAGGACAGGACAGACCCGAAGGCGCCCGCGCCGAGGUCUCGCCCGCGUCCCGGAGAGGUCGGCGCGCCCGGGGAGCCACCUGCCGGGCCGCGGUCGGUCGGCGCCCGAAGUGCGGCUCGCGGCGUCCGGCUCGGGCAGUGCGCGGAGCUCCCGGCGCCCCCGGUCCGGCUCACCUGAGUCCCGGCCUCCGCCGUCGCGGGCGCUCGUGGCUCGGAACGUCCCCCGCCCCCGCCACGCGCGGAGAGGACGCGCGGCGGCCGGAGCUCGCCAUGGCCGGGGCGCGCCGGCUGCUGUGCCUGUGGCUCGGCUGCUUCUGCGCGGGCCUGGCGCGCGGGGACCGGCUGAGGCAGAGCGUCCCGGAGCCCCGCGGCGCUGCGACCGGCGACCGCGCGGCAGGUGCCGACCCGGGCCCCGCGCUGCGGCCGCACGACCGUGUGUCCGCGCACAUGCUGCGGCUCUACGACCGGUACAGCGGCGGCGGCGCGGCCGAGGCGGAGCGCACCCCCGGGUCCUCGGAGCGGGGCUCGCGGCCCCCGCGCCCCCGGCCCCUGCGCGAAGGCAACACGGUGCGCAGCUUCCGAGCCGGAGCAGCCGGAACCCUUGGAAGCAAGGGACUGCACAUUUUUAACCUGACUUCUCUAACCAAGUCUGAAAACGUUUUAUCUGCCACCCUGCACUUCUGUGCCGGGGAGCUCAUCAACGUGAGCUUGAGCUGUCCCACAUCCAGAGGAUGCUCACAGCAGGCGCAGGGGAAACACUUACAGAUUGAUCUCUCUGCGUGGAUCCUUAAAUCCGACAGAAACCAAAGUCAACUCCUGGGUCAUCUUUCAGUAGAGGUCGCCAAAUCUCGAGACUUGGGAUCCUGGCUGUCUAAAGACAUCACUCAAGUCCUGAGGAAGGCCAAGGAAAAGGAGGAGUUCCUCAUAGGAUUUAAUAUUACCUCCAAAGGACACCCACUGCCAAAGAAGAUGUCCCCCUUCCCCGAGCCUUAUAUCUUGGUGUACGCGAACGACGCUGCCAUUUCUGAGCCGGAGAGUGUGGUCUCAAGCCUACAAGGACACCGUAAUUUCCCCACCAGAGCUGCGCCUCCGCUGGACAGCCAUAUCAGAGCUGCCCUUUCCACGGAACGGAGGAAGAAGCGCUCGGCUGGGGUCCUGCUCCCUCUGCAGAACAAUGAGCUUCCUGGGGCCGAGGACCAGUACGGGGAGGACGGGCCAUGGAAGGAGAGGAAACCCUACAAGACCCUUCAGACUCAGGCCCCAGAGAAGACCAAAAACAAAAAGAAACAGAGAAAGGGACCUCACCAGAAGAGCCAGACGCUCCAGUUUGAUGAGCAGACCCUGAAGAAGGCCAGAAGGAAGCAGUGGAUCGAGCCUCGGAAUUGCGCCCGGCGGUACCUGAAGGUGGACUUUGCGGACAUCGGCUGGAGCGAGUGGAUCAUCUCCCCCAAGUCCUUUGACGCCUAUUACUGCUCCGGGACCUGCCAGUUCCCCAUGCCCAAGUCUUUGAAGCCCUCAAAUCACGCUACCAUCCAGAGCAUAGUGCGUGCGGUGGGGGUCGUGCCCGGAAUCCCGGAGCCUUGCUGUGUGCCCGAGAAGAUGUCCUCGCUCAGCAUCUUAUUCUUUGAUGAAAAUAAGAACGUGGUACUUAAAGUGUAUCCUAACAUGACGGUAGAGUCUUGCGCUUGCAGAUAACCUGGCAGAGAACGCGCACGAUGCUUAAUUCUAUCAGUACUUUAUUUAAUGGACUCCCCCUCCUUUUUUUUUUUUUUUUUUUGCACUGCCAAUGCAUUUCACCCCAAAAGAUCUUUUUAUAGUUAAAGAGAACGAGCAAAUAGACUGAUGAUUCCCACCAAGGAGAACGACUGUGCUUGUUUCUGAAUGUAACUCAACGCAAGAUUUUAGUAAAUAUGGACAUUUACUUCUUUUUUUAAAAAAAAAAAUCACAAAAAAAGAUCACUCAAACUGUUUUUAGAGCUAUUAAAGGACACACUGAUUUAUUUUUGUAAUGGGCUUUGAAAAUAGGUUGGGAAAACACCAGUAGCUUUUCACUUAUCUCUAAGUAGGUUUACUGCCCUAGAUUCCUGAGCGACUCUGCGAGUGCUGAAUUAUCCAAUCAACAUUUAUGUUUAUCUUAGAAAUGUUUAAGACUCUUGUUUGCCGGUGUUUGUCCUCCAUGUGUCCUUGUGUGAACGGAUGACGGAGAGGGUGUGCUGAGUGUGGGUGUACAGAUGCAGGUGCGUUGCCGGCUGCCCUGGCCCUUCUGUAGGAAGGUUUGCUUUGCACAGUUUUGUAAUUCAGCCUACACGGGAUUCUUUGUUUUAUUCCUUUCUCCUUCUGGCAAGCACCAUUCAAUUAUGAGAACUUUACCAAGAAGGAGAGAGUGAUCCAAGAGCACAAGCCUGGCCCUUCAGUUUGAAAUACACUUAUUUUCAUUUCAUUGUCUCCAAGAAAAGGGAAGCAGCAACCCAAUUUUCAGACCCAGGGGGAGUUCCCCUUCUGUAAUCCUUUGUCACAAGUACCUUCAUUUGUUCCUUUAAACUGAAUU
Messenger RNA from Mustela erminea (ermine), 2580 nucleotides. It is a transcript of the gene BMP3, whose product is annotated as bone morphogenetic protein 3. The transcript has 3 exons. Gene Ontology annotation, cellular component: extracellular region. Gene Ontology annotation, biological process: SMAD protein signal transduction; osteoblast differentiation; BMP signaling pathway. The coding region runs from base 303 to 1727 and encodes 474 amino acids. Lineage: Eukaryota; Metazoa; Chordata; Mammalia; Carnivora; Mustelidae. Gene Ontology annotation, molecular function: cytokine activity; growth factor activity. The record is from RefSeq and is a predicted model, not a curated record.